AGACUACAAACUUUUUAUAGUCAUGGGCUUAAAAGUAAAUCUUUUUACAACAUUCGCUGCAAUCAUAGGAAUUGCAUUUUAUAACCCAUCAUGUUUGUUCCUAACAUUUGGUUUGACUGUGCUUACUAUAUUGUAUAAUUAUUGGAAAAAUUGGCAAUAUUUGAUGAAACUUCCGGGUGGUAAAAGAAUCUCAGUUCGAGGACUUUUUGAGAACUCAUCGAGUGAAUUUUAUGAAAAUAUGAAAAAAUUGUGGAUUAAACAUGGAAAAGAUAAAUUUGUGGUGUGGAUUGGAUUCGAGAGAUUUGUGACUGUUUCAAAGUAUGAAGAUGUUAAGACAAUUUUGAUAGCCACAAAUGAUAAUGUUUUGAUGGACAAAUAUCACGCUAUGUGGCCGUGGAUUGGAGCUGAUGUUGUCAGGGGAAAUGAUUUUCCUUGUCAAACAUUUACCAAUGUCAUUACAUCAAAUGCAUUGAACAAAUUCACCAAAGAUGUUUCAUUUGUUGAUCAUAUGAGCAGACGAUUUGGAGCAUUAUGCAAACAUAACAUGAGUAGUGGAGAUACUGUUGAUAUUCAAAUGUUAUCGAAGCUCAUGAUGUUUGAUAUUUUGUACGUAAUUGGAACUGGAAGGAACAUUAGUGACCAAAGAACCGAACUCUUGAAAGAAACUGAAAGGCUUAUUUCAAUGGCUGACUCCAGAAUCUAUUCAGGUCUGAUGCAAAGCUCAUUAAUCCGCACAGUCAUCGGUGAGGAGCGUCGCUUCAACUCAGCAAGAAAUCGAAUUUCUCAAAUAAUUUCAACACAUCUCAAAUCAGCUGACACUAAAGCAGUUUCAUAUUCAGUUUAUGAUGACAUUCGUUCGAGAUUUCCAAAUAUUGAUCCAUCUCCAUUGAUUGAAACCUUCGUACUUCUUGGCUAUGACAGAUUCUCAAUUGCAUUUACUAACAUGAUCAUAGAGUUGUCAAAAAGUGCGGAACUUCAAGAUGAAAUUUGCAAUGAAAUUCGAGAAAAUCAACGUAAUUUUAUGAAAUCUCAAAAGCUGCAUAAGUUCCUCAUCGAACAACUUCCAGCACAUACAAUAAUUCCUGUUGUCACUAAAACAACUCAAGCUGGAGUUCCACUGAUUGGACAAUUUAUCCCACCAAACACAGGCGUCCUCUUGUAUCUCGAAAACCUUGAUAGUCAUGGAAAAUUAAUGGAAAAUUCAAUGUCAAAGUUCGAUGAGUGCAUGACCAUGAACUUGAUGAAGAUUUUUGUUGGUGAAUUUAUUGUCAGAUUUAAAUUUCAAAUGAAGGAAACGAAGCGCUUGUGGAUGGGAUGUGGAGUUUCAUUGAGACGUAAUGGCGUAAAUGUUUGUGUUAGAAAUCGAUACUAGAUGUGGGCACUUUUUUGAGCUAUUUUUUGAUUUAGAUGUGAUUAAUGUUUUAGAGAAUAAAAUAUAAAAAAAAAUGUUCAAGUAAGAAAGUCACAAAUGAGUUGAAGUGAAUAAAGCGCAUUUUUAAAGUUUUUAAUACU
This is a messenger RNA of Chironomus riparius, 1512 nucleotides long. The record is from the annotation of a GenBank genome assembly. Lineage: Eukaryota; Metazoa; Arthropoda; Insecta; Diptera; Chironomidae.